AUACCCGAGCACGUUGUACAAGUCUUAUGAUUUGUACGACGAGGCUGAAAAUGCAUUGCGCACGUACAUUGACAAUGAAGAUGUAGUAAGAGAUGUCCAACGUGAAUGUGAAGUGGCUAUCCAUGAAAAUCAACCUCCGAAUAAUGUUCGUGGGGAAGAUGCAAUGGACAUUCCUCUAGCAGCCCCGGAAGUUGUUGGGCACAAUUACGAG
Molecule: messenger RNA, 211 nt
Organism: Ilex paraguariensis (yerba mate)
Lineage: Eukaryota; Viridiplantae; Streptophyta; Magnoliopsida; Aquifoliales; Aquifoliaceae
Source: the annotation of a GenBank genome assembly